CGCCCGCGCCGCCAGUCAGCAUCAGGCGCCCCCGCGCGCAGCGCUACUCGACCCACUGUGCAUGUGACGUGAGCGCGAAAUUCAAACUCCGAAUUCGAACUUCAGUUUUUAAAACUUUAUUUUUCUUCUUCUGUGGUGCCAGUGUUUUUGACCGUGCGUUUUCUGAUUAGCGACUACCGUACGGGCAUGCUGUAGCAAUGGUUAUCGGCAAUUUCAGAUCGCUGCUGCUAGCGGUCAUUGUAUUAAGUAAUUGUAUCACAUGGACCUCAUCUAGGCAUCACUUUAAACAUCACGUUCUACGGCACCGGAGUCGGCACAGACGGCAGGGCGCGGGGCUGUACCUGGCGGCGUCCUACGUGCUGCCGGGGGGCGAGGGGGGCGGGGCGUGGGGCCCGUGGGGCGAGGUGUCUCCCUGCUCCCGGACCUGUGGGGGCGGCGUCGCCAGCCAGAAGCGGAUAUGCUUGGAGAUCGGGCCAGACGGGCAGCCGCGGUGCGCAGGGGGGGACACCAAGUACUUCUCGUGCGAGACCCACGACUGCCCCGCCGGCGCCGCAGACUUCCGCAGCGAGCAGUGUGCAGAGUACAACAAUGUCACCUUCAGGGGGGUCACGUAUAACUGGAUCCCCUACACCAAGGCUCCGAACCCGUGCGAGCUGAACUGCCGGCCGCGCGGGGAGCGCUUCUACUACCGCCAGGCGCGGCAGGUGGUGGACGGCACCAGGUGCAACGAGGAGUCCUUUGACGUCUGCGUCAAUGGGGAGUGCCAGCCUGUAGGUUGUGACAUGAUGCUGGGUUCCAACGCCAAGGAAGACAAGUGCAGAGAGUGUCGUGGAAAUGGAACAAACUGCCACACUGCCAACGGACGCAUCGACAACCAAGAUCUCACACAGGGCUACAACGAUGUACUAUUAAUACCCCAGGGAGCUACUAAUAUCUACAUUGCAGAAGUCAGAGCAUCAAAUAACUACCUCGCCCUAAGAAGUAAGCAGUACAACAAUUACUACCUGAACGGUGACUACCACAUCGACUUCCCGCGGUCGAUCAGCAUCGCCGGUGCCCUGUGGCAGUACGAACGCAGCCAGCAGGGCUUCCCGGCUCCAGACAAGCUGAGGUGCCUCGGGCCCACCAACGAACCUUUGUAUCUUUCGCUGCUCCUUCAAGACGUGAACGUGGGUAUCGAGUACGAGUACAGCAUCCCCAAGUCCAUCGCGCCACCCCCGAACCAGCAGUACAACUGGGUCUUUGACGAGUUCACGCCUUGCAGCGCGUCUUGUGGAGGAGGCAUCCAAUACCGCAACGUGACCUGCAGAUCUCGGGAAGACCUGGACGUGGUCGACAGCAGCCUCUGCGACGAGGGUCUCAGACCAGCUACCAACCAGACUUGCGCCAACCACGCAUGCGCUGCCAGAUGGGUGGAAGGGCCCUGGAGUCCUUGUUCCAAGCCCUGCGGAGAAGCUGGCACCAGAUCUCGAGCUGUGUACUGUGAGAAGGUUAUUUCUAAUGGCCGUGGCUCCGUGGUCGACGACAGUGAAUGCUUCAACCAACUGGGACCGAAACCCGAGCUCUACCAAGAAUGCAACAAGAACUCCGCGUGUCCAUCUUGGUUCACUGGGCCUUGGAAAGCUUGUGACAAGCUUUGCGGUGAAGGCAAGCAGACGCGCCAAGUCGUAUGCCACCAGAAGACCAACGGCAAGGUGGAGGUGUUCCCUGACAAGGAGUGUGCUGAUGAGAAGCCUCCGAGUGAACAGAGCUGCAUGAUCCACCCGUGCGAAGGCGUCGACUGGGUCGUGUCUGAUUGGGUUGGGUGCGACAGCUGCCUAUCGAAGGAAAGGACGCGUCAAGCAGAGUGCGCGACUAAAGACCGGACUGUGGUGAAUUCGACCUUCUGCUCCUACCAUCCCAUGCCGGUCCUGAAGGAAGACUGCGACAGGACCAAGCUGCCUCCUUGCACCGUGCAGUGGUACGCUACCCAGUGGAGUAAUUGUUCAGUGGAAUGCGGUCACGGGGUGAAGGUCCGUCGCAUCUUCUGUGGCCUCUUCGACGGGACUGCCGUCAUCAAGGUAGACGAUUCCCGUUGCAGCGAGGAAGAGAAGUACAACGAGACUACUCCCUGUGAGAUCCCUGAUGAGAAGUGUCCUGCUAAAUGGUUCGGAGGACCCUGGUCUGAGUGCACAAAAGAGUGCGGCGGAGGCGAGCAGUUCCGCCACACGAUGUGCCUGAAGGGCAGCCUGGAGGCCAGCGACUGCGACCCCGAGGCCGUGCUGGACUCCAGCCAGGCCUGCAACACACAGGCGUGCAAUAAAGAUGAAAUCAUUCCGGUGGACUCGAAAUCCACACCGAUCAUGGACGAGGACUAUGAAGACGAGGAAUGUGAAGAAGAAGAGGAAGAGUACCCCGAGGUCGGCGCUGAGGAGAGUCUGGAGGGAGAAGAAGAUACCGCUUCUAGUGUCAGCGACAUUAUGUUCAGUGACAGCCCAUCUACUGAUAUUACAGAAGAAGGGUCUGGUAUGGAAAGCACGUUAUUCACAAGCUCCGAUACUGAAACGUCCGACGAAGGUUCCGCAUUCGGCUCCACAACUGAACUUGAGGAAAGCCUUCCAACAAGUGAGACCGUCAGUGAAGGUAGCACUGAAUCAGUCAGCGAAGGCAGUACUGAGGCUGGAGAAUCUUCCACUACUGAAGCAGGCAUAUCUGGAUCUACUGAAACUUUGGAAACUGACGUCACAUCAUCAUCGAGUGAUGCCACAGAGGUCACUGGCGAAUCUGAUUCAACGACUGAAAGUUCGACCGAUGUUACCGGUGCCACUGAAGAAAGUGGCUCUACCGAAGCUGGAGGUUCCACUGAGGCAAACACUGGUGCUUCAGAUUCUACCGAUCAGAGCACUACAGAAAGCGGCAGCAGUGAAGCAUCUACUGAAUCAGCCAGCGAAGCUACUUCGGAAAGUUCAACUAUCGAAGAAUCUACAACGGAAGGAUCUACGGAAAGCAGUACUGACGGCGCUAGCACAACGGAUAGUGGAUCAACAGAAAGCUCAACAUCCGCAUCAGAAUCUUCAGACUCAGCCAGUUCUGUAACAACUGAAGAAUCAUCUACAGACUUUGCCGGCACUACAGAAGACGCUGAGAUUACGGAAUCAUCAGGAGCAACUGAAGCAAGUGCUUCUGAAGGCUCAACUGAAACAGAAGUUACUGAAAGUGCAAUCACAGAAGUUACAGAAAGCGGAGCUACCGAUGUUACUGGAAGUGAGGCUACUGAAGAAACCGGUGGUAGUACAGUCACAGAGAGUACGGAAGAGACUGGUAGUACGGUUACCGAGGAAACUGGAAGUACUGUUACGGAAGAGACAGAAGAAACAGGAGGUAGCACAGCCACCGAAGAAACAGGUAGCACAGUUACUGAAGAAUCUGUUGCCACUGAAUCUGAAGGCUCAACAGUUACAGAAGAAACCGAGGCAACGAGCGAAUUAUCAUCAAAAUCAACAACACCUUGGGACUGGUACUCCACCGUGGAGGGGACCACCAAGCACAAGGUGUGCAAGCCGAGGAAGAAGAAGGCCAAGUGCAAGAAAUCCAAGUUCGGAUGCUGUCCCGACAAGAGGACCCCUGCCGCUGGACCGUUCGAUGAAGGUUGCCCCAACCCCAAGACCUGCAAAGAGUCGAAAUACGGCUGCUGUCCCGACGGCGUUUCACCAGCUCAAGGAGAGAAGAACGAGGAGUGCCCGCAACCUCCUUGCAAGGAAACUCUUUACGGAUGCUGCAAGAGCGACAACAAGACUCCUGCAGAAGGGAAUAAUGAGGAGGGAUGCCCACCGCCACCGCCUAAGUGCAAGUCUUCGAAAUAUGGCUGCUGUAAAGAUGGAAAAACUGAAGCUACAGGACCUAAGAAGAAGGGAUGUCCAGAGACAGCACCAAAGAAGGGCACCAAGGGUUGUGCGGCAUCACCUCACGGCUGCUGCUCCGAUGGAAAGACUGAGGCCACCGGACCAAACGGCGCUGGCUGCCCCUGCAACAUUACUGAAUUCGGCUGCUGUCCUGAUAAUGUUUCACCAGCUCGCGGUCCUCAAAUGGAAGGCUGUGUGAUGUCCUGCAACACGUCAGCGUACGGGUGCUGCCCAGACGGCGAGACUCCGGCCCACGGGCCCGACAACGAGGGCUGCUGCUUGCUGUACAGCUUCGGAUGCUGCCCCGACAACUACAAGCCGGCUGAAGGGCCUCAGUUGCAAGGUUGUGGAUGCCAAUACGCCAAAUUUGGAUGCUGCCCUGACAAUAUUACGAUCGCCCAUGGAACCAACAAGGAAGGCUGCGGGUGCCAAUACACCCAACAUGGCUGCUGUCCUGACAGGCACACUGAAGCAGCUGGACCCAACUAUGAAGGUUGCGGCUGCCACACUUACCAGUUCGGCUGCUGCCCAGAUGGCACCACUAUCGCAAAGGGUCCCAACCUAUACGGCUGCCAUUGCUCGCAGUCACAAUUUGGCUGCUGCGGUGAUGGCCAGACGGCGGCCAAGGGACCGGAGGGUGCUGGGUGCGAUUGCGCAGCCAGUAAACAUGGAUGCUGCCCAGACGGACAGACUGAGGCUACCGGAGAGAAGUUCGCUGGUUGUGCUGAUAUUCCUGUUAAUAGACAAGCAAGCUGUGCUUUGAAGACCGACCGCGGUCCAUGCCGUAACUACUCAGUCAGUUGGUACUACGACAUCGAAUAUGGUGGCUGUUCACGAUUCUGGUACGGAGGCUGCGAAGGAAAUGGAAACCGGUUCAGCUCCCAAGAGGAAUGUCAAGACGUCUGCGUGCACCCAAGUCCAAAAGACGCCUGCAAGCUACCCAAGUCCAAGGGUGCCUGUCAAGGCUACAACCUGCAUUGGUACUUCGACACGGACCGUCAGCAAUGCGGCCAGUUCGUGUACGGAGGGUGCCUCGGUAACGACAACAACUUCGAGACCCGAGACGCUUGCCAGGAUCAGUGCGAGCCGGCACGAAGUGGAAACCAAUGUCACUUACCUCUGGAGCGCGGUUCAUGUGCCGGCAACUUCAACCGAUGGGGCUACAACAAGGAGGCGGGCCGGUGCGAGCAGUUCACAUGGGGAGGCUGCGAAGGAAACGGAAACAGGUUUAAUUCUGAAGCUGCUUGCGUACAGAAGUGCGAUCCGCCGGGAGCUCUUAAACCUGAAUGCACGCUGCCUAAGGAACCAGGCAACUGUACUGAGAAGUACGCGAGAUGGGCCUUCAGCGAGUCUGAGAACCGAUGCCUUCCGUUCUACUUCACCGGGUGUAAUGGCAAUGACAAUAACUAUCAGACCGAGGAGGAAUGUAGCUCAAGAUGCCCAAGUGCCUAUGAACAAGACACUUGUCUGCUGCCCGCGGAAACUGGCUCUUGCGCCGACUACAGAGAAAAGUGGUACUUCGAUUCUGCUGAACAAAGAUGUCGCCAGUUCUACUACGGCGGUUGCGGCGGGAACGACAACAACUUCAACAGCCAGAUUGAGUGCGAGCGGCGCUGCCGGCAGGCGGCCUCCACCACCACCACGCCACAGCCGUCAGCCCCUGAACAGUUCAGGAAUGAGUUUUGCUUCAUGGAAGUGGACCAGGGUCCUUGCCACGAAGCGGAGCCGCGCUGGGCGUACGACAGCGCGCGCGGCGCCUGCACGCAGUUCCAGUACGGAGGCUGCGGCGGGAACAGGAACAACUUCCCCAGCCGGGAAUACUGCCAGUACUACUGCUCGCCUGCCCAGGAUGUGUGCCAGCUGCCGAUGUCCACUGGCCCGUGCGAGGCGUCAGUGAUGGCGUGGUUCUACGACGCGUCUUCAGACAGCUGCAGCCAGUUCACUUACGGAGGAUGCGAGGGCAACGGCAACAGAUUCCAGUCCCGAGAUGAAUGUGAAAGACGCUGCAGAACCGGCCCAGCGGCUCCUGCUCCGGCUGAAACCACCACCACUGCGGCAGCGCCUACGGAGUCCAUAGCGCCGCAAUGCCAGUCGUACCCCGAGCCGUGCACGUCGACAGGCGAGGUCUGGUACUACGACCAGGGCCGGCGCGAGUGCGUGCCGCAUCAGAACCAGCAGUACGGGGCGGAGUGCAGGAACACCGGCGUGUUCCAGUCCCAGGAGGCCUGCGACAGGUCUUGUGGUGCCUUUAGAGGACUUGACGUGUGCAACUCCCCGCUGGACGCCGGUCCGUGCCAGGCGUUCGAGACGAAGAUCUUCUUCAACCAGACGGCGCAGGCGUGCCAGGCGUUCACGUACGGAGGCUGCCACGGCGGGCCCAACCGCUUCUCCACCGUGGACGAGUGCGAGCAGACUUGCCGGCCGAGGACAGACGGUAGUGACGUGUGCAACAUGGAGCAGGACUCGGGCAGCUGCGACGGCUACUACAUCAAGUGGUUCUACGACCGCCUGCGCGGGGACUGCGGACAGUUCAUCUACACCGGCUGCGGAGGCAACCAGAACAACUUCGAGACACAGGAGGCUUGCGAGGGCCGCUGCAUCUAUGGUCAGCUGCAGCCCACGACCGCCCUCCCACCGUCCACCGCCUCCCAGACCGUGCAGCAACAAGUCACUGUCACUCCACAGGCGACGGACCCGAAAUGCACGACACCAGAAUCUCUGGAGCCCUGUGGCUUCAACAGCACGGUGUUCUACUACGACUCGACGGUUCAGGACUGCGUGGCCGGCAACAUCGGCGGCUGCAGACACCCCAACAGCUACGCUACUGAGGAGCAGUGCCAGAGGGAGUGCGGACUUUUCAGAGGACUGGACGUAUGCCGUUACAACCUGGACCCCGGUCCAUGCAAGGCGUCGAUCCCCAAGUACUUCUACGAUCCGGUGACGGGCGCCUGCCAGAUCUUCGCUUACGGCGGCUGCGGCGGCGGGCCCAACCGCUUCUCUACCGUCGAGGAGUGCGAGAAAAUCUGCACAAGAGGUGCAGUGCCGGCCUGCUUGGAGGCUGUGGACACGGGCCGAGAGCAGUGCGAGGAGGUACCCUCGAGGAGGUGGCACUUCAGCGCGCUGGACAAUGACUGCUACGCCUUCGUGUUCUCCGGCUGCGGCGGCAACGGCAACAACUUCCGCUCCUACCAGGACUGUCUGAGCGACUGCGAGCCUUACGGUAUAAACGAAGUGACGGAGUGUGAUGCGUACAUCGAGGAGUGCAACCAGAUCCGCUGCGAGUACGGAGUGCAGAGCGUGCGCACGGAGACAGGCUGUGAGCGCUGUCUGUGCGCCGCCGCGCCCAGCAACUGCGAUGCGCAGGCGCGGGAGUGCGCAGAGAUCAAGUGUCCCUUCGGAGUGGACAAGACCGUUGGAGAGGAUAACUGUGAAAGAUGCACGUGCAAGGAGCACCUGUGCGCCGGGCAGGUGUGCCCCGCGGGACAGCGCUGCGUGCUGGACGCCUACCGCGACCCCGUCACCCAGGAGUCCAGAUACAACGCCGACUGCAGGACAGUCAACAAGCCAGGCCUGUGUCCAUCGGAGCAGCUGCUGGCCACGGAGCAGGCGUGCCGGCGCGAGUGCACGGACGACGCGGACUGCCGCGGGGUCGGCAAGUGCUGCGCGAGCGGGUGCAGCCAGCUGUGCGUGGCGCCGCUGGCCUCCGCCACCACGCCCUACGUGCCCAGUACUACUGGGGUACCUGAGCUGCCGCAAGCGCCUCAAGCGAACCCGCAGACGGAGCCGGAGGUGAUGUCGGAGGAGAACGGCAAGGCCACGCUGCGCUGCCUGUUCCACGGCAACCCGCCGCCCAAGAUCACCUGGCAACGUGGGAAGGUCACGAUCGACGGCACGGUGGGCCGCUACCGGCUGCUGUCGGACGGCGCGCUGGAGAUCGUGCAGCUGUACCGCAACGACUCGGGGGUCUACAUCUGCGUCGCCAACAACGGGCUCGGCACUGCCCGGCAGGAGGUGCGCCUGCAAGUUAAUGAUCCGGUGGAGCGCGCGGCCGGCAUCGCGGGCGACGCGGGCGCGGCGGUCACGGGCGAGCUGGGCCAGGCGCUGGCGCUGCGCUGCCUCGCCUACGGCUACCCGACGCCCACCAUCGCCUGGUACCGCGGCGUCAGCGGGCCCAUGGUGCCCUUCGUGAGCAGACAGUACGAAGCGCGUGGAUUCGUCCUGCAAAUCCGAGCAUUAGACCUGGAGACGAUUGGAGAGUACGCGUGUCAAGCGUACAACGGGCUGGGCAAGCCGGCGUCGUGGGCCGUGGUGGUGCAGGCGUACCAGCCGGACGGGCAGCACAUCGACAGCCCCUUCCUGGUGGCGCGGGAGAGCGUGGUGCGGGUCACCCCGCGGCUGGCCUACACCGAGCCGACCACCGCCGCCACCACGCCCGAGCCCGAGCCAGAGGUGCCCGUCUACACCGUGCCGGUGUCGACUCGCCUGCGGGCAACCCAGAACAAGUUCGCGUCAGGCUCCGAGUUGUCUAUCCCGUGUGAGGUGGACGGGUACCCGACUCCUGAAGUACACUGGACUAAGGAUGGCGUGAGACUGCAGCCCAGCGACCGCCUGCAACUGUCAGACGCGCGGCUCACUAUCUCGCAACUGGCGCCGGCUGACAGCGGCGUGUACGGCUGCCACGCCGCCAACGCCUUCAGCUCGCACUACGCCACCCUGCAGAUCACCGUCGAAGGGCUGUACAUCCCGGCGUCGUGCUACGACAAUCCUUUCUUCGCCAACUGCGCGCUCAUCGUCAGCGGACACUUCUGCCACCACAAGUACUACUCCGGAUUCUGUUGCAACUCGUGCGUGCGGUCCGGGCAGAUCUCCAUCGAGGAGAUUCAGUCCCUCAUGAGCAGCAAGCGCAGGAAGUAGUUCCUUAAACCGCCACCGGCGCUGCUGUUCCCACCACUUCAGUAAUAUCUGUCACUUUUGUACUUUGACCUUGC
Molecule: messenger RNA, 8869 nt
Organism: Plutella xylostella (diamondback moth)
Lineage: Eukaryota; Metazoa; Arthropoda; Insecta; Lepidoptera; Plutellidae
Source: RefSeq, a predicted model, not a curated record